This is a messenger RNA of Kluyveromyces lactis, 468 nucleotides long. It is a transcript of the gene TIF11, whose product is annotated as translation initiation complex factor eIF1A. Gene Ontology annotation, biological process: translational initiation. Gene Ontology annotation, cellular component: cytoplasm. Gene Ontology annotation, molecular function: translation initiation factor activity; RNA binding. The record is from RefSeq and is a predicted model, not a curated record. The transcript has a single exon. Bases 1 to 468 code for a protein of 155 amino acids. Lineage: Eukaryota; Fungi; Ascomycota; Saccharomycetes; Saccharomycetales; Saccharomycetaceae.
AUGGGUAAGAAGAAUACUAAAGGUGGUAAGAAAGGUAGAAGAGGUAAGAAUGACUCUGAUGGUCCAAAGCGUGAGUUGAUCUACAAGGAAGAAGGUCAAGAGUAUGCUCAAAUUACCAAGAUGUUGGGUAACGGUAGAGUGGAGGCCAGUUGUUUUGACGAUGUCAAGAGAAUGGCUCACAUCAGAGGUAAGUUGAGAAAGAGAGUGUGGAUGUCCCAAGGUGAUAUUAUCUUAGUUUCUCUAAGAGAUUUCCAAGAUGACCAAUGUGAUGUGGUGCAUAAGUACAACACAGAUGAAGCCAGAACUUUGAAGAGUCAAGGUGAGUUGCCAGAGAAUGCCAAGAUCAACGAAACUGACAACUUCGGUUUCGAAUCCGACGACGAAGUCAACUUCGAGUUCGGUAACGCGGAUUCUGAUGAAGAUGAAGAUGAUGAAGAAGCUGGUGAUUUCGAUAUCGAUGACAUUUAA